AGAGAGAGAGAGAGAGAGAGAAUAAAAAACGGAUGAAAUCGUGCUGUGCGUCAGUUUGCAGCUGAUCAUUACUCUUCAUCAGAGGGACUCUGAUAUUCUUUAAUUAUUCAUUCUCUUCUUUCCUGUCCUUGCACUUUUUUUCUGUGAAGAAAGUUGGACUUAUAUUGAGUCUUUUCAUUGUGUUUCAUUGACCGGAUCCUUCAUUGAUUUCUGUGCAUCCUAUCUGAGCGGAAACUGAGGUCUCAGGAGAAAGAACAGGAUUUCACACCGUAGAAGACAAUCAAACACUUUUCUCAUCUGUAGCUUCUUUUCAGUUGACUUUGUGGGUGUAAACUUUUGUUCACUUGCAGUUGAUUCUCAAAGGUCCUGGAUUUCGGUUCUCCUUCCUGAUGGUCCCAUUUUACUCUGUUGCUUGACUGUCUGAUCUGUUUUUAAGCUGAAUUUUGAACGAGUUUGGACAUUGUGAGGAUGUCCGGCUGUGCCAGGUGCUGCAAACAUGGAUUGGUGAAGUUUGUUCUGUCUGUGGGCAAACUGGUGAGGGGAACACUCAUUAAAGAUAAGUUUUAUGAUGAUCUGGAGCUGUCCGUGGUGUGUCACCGUCCCGAGGGUUUGGAGCAGCUGGAGGCUCAAACCAACUUCAGCAAGAAAGAGCUGCAAGUGCUGUACAGAGGCUUCAAAAAUGAGUGUCCCAGUGGUGUGGUCAACGAGGACAUGUUCAAGCAGAUCUACUCACAGUUCUUUCCUCACGGCGAUGCCAGCACAUACGCACAUUACUUGUUCAACUCCUUCGACUCUUCCCAGAAUGGAUCCAUCAAAUUUGAGGACUUUGUAGCGGCUUUGUCCAUUUUACUUAGAGGAACAACAACAGAGAAGUUACAGUGGACCUUCAACCUGUACGAUAUUAACAGAGACGGUUACAUUAAUAAAGAGGAGAUGACUGAUAUAGUGAAAGCCAUAUAUGACAUGAUGGGCCGCUUCACAUAUCCCGCUCUGAAGACAGACACUACCAAACAGCACGUGGAUGCUUUCUUUCAGAAAAUGGACAAGAACAGAGAUGGAGUCGUCACUCUUGAUGAGUUUAUUCUCUCCUGUCAAGAGGAUGAAAACAUCAUGAGAUCAUUGCAGCUCUUUGAGAAUGUGAUCUAGAGCCACAGGAAGAAAGAAACCAAUGAACUGUUGAAUCUGAUCAAAAAAAGGAGGAAUAACUUUUACCCCCAAUCACCAUGGUUACAGCUUGAAAUCACCUUUUUACCAUGGCAAUGUGCCGAAUGUUUGAUUUACGUGCUGGGAAACCGGUGUGUCCUCGUACCCCGGUGUUUGACCUCAUUCUGUUGCAAAUGUGAUUCACUAAUAACUAACAAAAUGGAUCUAGUUAAAAAGAAUGUGUCAGUAAUUGUGUGUCAAAGGCCCAGUGGGUUUCCCAGAGGUCCUGUAGAAGCCAGCUGAACUCUUUAGAUGGGAUUUCAUUUACUGUGAAGGAUUUGAAAAUGUAUCACUGAUAAAUGCAUCUGAUGCAUUCUAAUUCUCGUUACGUUUUUGCUGAACAACAUCCGAUACACUCGACCUGUGAUAGUUCUCCAGCUAAUGUGCAACAAAUAUUCAGCACAUCUUAUCCUAAGGCCAUUUUUAUGUGUUUGUCAUUUGGCUAGUAAUGCUAAUCCAGUUGUAUAACCAAUGGUUUUCUCACGAACCGACCAAUGAACAGUCAUUUUGCAGAAGUUGCUCGUCUGCUGUGAAGUGACAGUGUUGCGCUGUUUGUUUUUGACAGUAUUUGUCAUGUGCUUGUGCAUCUCGUCAUCCUGACCAUCACUGCUUGCCGUUCGUGUCCAUUAUUACUGAUGGCCCUUAGCUCCGCCUACUCAAAUAUCUGCUUUCUGAUUGGUCUGUUUGUCUGUCAGUGUCACAGGGAGAAGAUCUGACAUCAGGUCACAUUUCACCCCAGUAUCCUCAACAUGUGGUUCUCUUUAAUGAAGUACGGUGAUUUUAUUUAAAUAUGCAUAAAUUAAAGGCAGCAGAUGUCUUAUUUCUUGUCAUUUUGGACCGAAGUGACACAUUGGCUUCUGUGUGGAUGGCAGCUCUGCAUGUGAAAAUGGACUUUGAUUGACAGGUGCCGUAGCAAACUUUAGCAGUCACUAUGUUUGUCUUUGUACGUUAUACUAAUAUAAAACCAUUUUAUUUUAUUAUUGUGGAAAAGCUGUGAAUGGCCAAAAUUAGCACUGUUUUAUGCAGCCAUAAUGCCACCUUACUGUGACAUGAUUUAAGAAAGCAAAAAUAUCAUGAAAUUAAUUAAAAGACAGAAAAAUAAAAAUAAAUGUUAACUGUUUGAUUUGUCUUGACAAGGGCAACUCAGCAUGAAUGACAUUCACAAUUUCCAUUGUUUUCGUAAUCUAAUAUAUAGUGAAAAUGAAUAUUAGCGGUGGCCUAAUGGUUAGAGAGUUGGGCUUGUAACCCAAUGGUCACAGGUUCAAUUUUUAACACUGGAUGAGAGUUGAAAAAUAGAGAAUAUACAUAUAUAUAUAUAUAUAUAUAUAUAUAUAUAUAUAUAUAUAUAUAUAUAUAUAGAAUCUCCUAAUAAUGUGAACAAAUACUUUGUGCCAGGGAACAUCAGCCACCAUGUUAAAAAAGUGUGUUGAAAAACAGUCUUGGCAGACUAGAAUAUGCUCUGAUAACCAUAGUAAUGCUGUUUUUAUUAUGUUUUCUGAUCAUUUUAUGUGUUUUCGAACAAUCACUGUGUCGUUACAGCAUGAUGAGUUUAACAUAUAUGAUAUUUGAUUUAUUACACACAUUGGAUAUUUUAUACUCUGCAAAGUUGGUCUGAAUAUUCAAAUUCGGAGCGGCGGUGUCUCAGAGAGUUAUAUAAAAACUGUGUUAUUGUAUAAAGUAGAGGGGCGACUGAGGGACCAUUAUUUUUCCAUGAUGUUGUUAAAGAGGAAACGGAGAGACAGACGGUCAAUCAGACAGACAGAGGAAGCUUAACCUUGUAUCCUCUUGUUGAAAUGUUGUGUAAACUAUUUAACAAUAAAAUUUUCGAUGCAUAA
Carassius gibelio (silver crucian carp) is the source of this 3038-nucleotide messenger RNA. Its product is annotated as Kv channel-interacting protein 1-like. NCBI's taxonomy places the organism in Eukaryota, Metazoa, Chordata, Actinopteri, Cypriniformes, Cyprinidae. The record is from RefSeq and is a predicted model, not a curated record. Gene Ontology annotation, cellular component: voltage-gated potassium channel complex. The coding region runs from base 469 to 1146 and encodes 225 amino acids. The transcript has 8 exons. Gene Ontology annotation, molecular function: potassium channel regulator activity; transmembrane transporter binding; calcium ion binding. Gene Ontology annotation, biological process: regulation of potassium ion transmembrane transport.